Messenger RNA from Populus nigra (black poplar), 858 nucleotides. RefSeq lists its product as uncharacterized. The record is from RefSeq and is a predicted model, not a curated record. NCBI's taxonomy places the organism in Eukaryota, Viridiplantae, Streptophyta, Magnoliopsida, Malpighiales, Salicaceae. The transcript has 2 exons. Bases 1 to 858 code for a protein of 285 amino acids.
AUGGAAGGUCUUGAAUCUUUUGAUAAGGCUGCUUGGACAAAGGAAAUGUUGCAUAUAUUUUGUGAUAUAUGCAUUAAGGCAAUUGAUAUGGGAAUGAGACCUAAUACUCAUUUCGAUAAAACGGGGUGGAAAUUUCUUAUAACAUCAUUCAAAGAACAAACUGGCCAUGCAUUCACUAAAACACAGUUGAAAAACAAAUGGGAUGGAUGCAAAAAGGAUUGGAGGAUAUGGAAUAAGCUGGUUUCUGAAACUGGUAUUGGCUGGAAUAGUGAGUUAGGCACAAUUGCAGCUAGCGAUGAGUGGUGGAAACAAAAAAUCCAGAAUAAAUUUGACCGAAUGUAUUCCAACAUUGUCGCAACUGGAGCAUAUGCAUGGGCUCCUUCAUCAGGUGUACCUUCUGGUAGUGAUGUCGAUCCUGGUACAAGCAAUGCUGACAUUGCUCAUGAUGGUUUGGAAGAGGGCAGUGGUAAUUCGGAGGAAGAUGUGAUUCCAGAUUUCCAGACUAACAUGGCUCGAAUGGUUAGAGGGAUAAAUAUGUCUAACAGCAGCAACACAACAAGCGGUGGCAAAAGAAAAGAACGAGAUCAUUAUGAUGUGCGAGGUAGAAAGAAGAAAACAGCUGAAAUUGGUGUUCAGCUGCUGUCAAGGUGCAAUCAUCUACUUGAGAGUAUGUCGACUAAGAGUGAUUCGACUUCUUUGAAUAUGGAUCACGAAGGUUGUAGUAUUCGCGAGGUGAUGGAUGAGCUGCACUCAAUUCCUGGAGUUUCAAUUAAAGAUGAGUUUCAUGACUUCGCUACGGAGUAUCUCAGUUUAAGAAGGAAAAGAGAAAUGUGGGCCAGUAUGGGUGAUAAGCAAUAG